Molecule: messenger RNA, 1780 nt
Organism: Dryobates pubescens (Downy woodpecker)
Lineage: Eukaryota; Metazoa; Chordata; Aves; Piciformes; Picidae
Gene: PARP3
Product: poly(ADP-ribose) polymerase family member 3
Exons: 10
Coding region: 46-1629 (527 amino acids)
Cellular component (GO): site of double-strand break
Molecular function (GO): NAD+ poly-ADP-ribosyltransferase activity
Source: RefSeq, a predicted model, not a curated record
ACUGGGGGAUCAAGGUGGUGCUAGCCCCCUGCGGGUGGCUCUGCCAUGGCCUCCAAGCGCCAUGCGUCUUCCACAAAGCAGCUGGACAGUGGUGGUAAGAAAGCAAAGGGGGGAGAGGAGGAUGAUGCAUGGAAAUCCACUUUGGAAGCCCUGAAAACUGCUCCCAAGGAGAAGCCCCCUGCUACCAUCGAUGGGCUGUGUCCCCUGAGCUCAGCACCGGGUGCGCAGGUCUACGAGGACUAUGACUGCACCCUGAACCAGACCAACAUCAGUGCCAACAACAACAAGUUCUACAUCCUCCAGCUCCUUGAGCACAAUGGUGCCUACAGUGUCUGGAGUCGCUGGGGUCGUGUGGGGGAGGUGGGCCAGUCCAAACUCAUGCCCUCUGCCUCCCUGGAGGCUGCCAAGAAGGAUUUUGAGAAGAAGUUUCAGGAAAAGACCAAGAACAAAUGGAUGGCAAGAGAGAACUUCAUUGCUCAGCCAGGAAAGUACACACUCAUUGAUGUGCAGCCGGGUGCUGGGCAGGAGGCGGAGGUUGCCCUCAAGGUGGACAGUGUGGAUGGGACCACGGUCUGCAAGCAGCGGGUGCUGCCCUGCACCUUAGACAAAGCCACGCAGGACCUGGUGUCCCUCAUCUUCAGCAGCGACAUGUUCCGGGAUGCCAUGCAGACCAUGAAUAUUGAUGUGAAGAAGAUGCCACUGGGAAAGCUGAGCAAGCAGCAGAUUGCAAGGGGCUUUGAGGCACUGGAAGAGCUAGAGGCAGCGCUGCAGGAGCAACCCCCCCAGGCUGCCCGCCUGGAGGACCUCUCUUCCCACUUCUACACCAUCAUCCCCCAUAACUUUGGGCGGGCACGGCCACCUCCCAUCAACUCCCCUGACCUGCUGCGUGCCAAGAAGGAUAUGCUCUUGGUGCUAGCUGACAUUGAGGUGGCACAGAGCCUGCAAUCACAGAAGAUGAAGGAGGAGGAAGAGGAAGUUGCCCAUCCGCUGGAUCAGGAUUAUGCCCUGCUCUGCUGCCAGCUGUCCCUCCUGGACCCAGCCUGCAGGGAAUACCAGCUGAUCCAAAACUAUGUGACACAGACCGGGCACAACCUCCACAUCCUCAACAUCUGGCGGGUUGCCCGAGAUGGUGAGGAUGAGCGUUUCAAAGUCCACGACCUCCUGGAGCACCGGCGCCUGCUUUGGCAUGGCACCAAUGUGGCAGUGGUUGCAGCCAUCCUGAAGAGUGGGCUGCGCAUCAUGCCCCACUCUGGUGGGCGCGUGGGCAAGGGCAUCUACUUCGCCUCUGAGAACAGCAAGUCAGCUGGCUACGUGGGCUUCACGUCCAAGAAGGUUGGCAUCAUGUUCCUGUCGGAGGUGGCCCUUGGCAAGUCUUACCGCAUCACCCGCGAUGACCCCACGCUGCGUCAGCCUCCCCCCGGCUAUGACAGCGUCCUGGCUUGCGGCCAGACAGAGCCAGACCCUGCGCAAGAUGAGGAGGUGCUGCUGGAUGGCAAGAAGGUGCUGGUGUGCCAGGGCAAUCCUGUCCCAAUGCCUGCCUACAAGAACUCGUCCUUCAUGCAGAGCGAGUACCUCAUCUACCAGGAAAGCCAGUGCCGGAUCCGCUUCCUCGUCCAGCUCCAGUUUUGAGAGUGUCUGCACAACCUCUGCCCCAUCCCUGCACCAGCUAGCUCUGGCCACCGACGCACAGCGCAGUGGUCUUGACUCUCUUACUACCCCACCUAGUGGGGACAGCCUGGCAUGGGGACAGAGCUUGCUUUGAGUGUGAAUAAAAACCUGU